Molecule: messenger RNA, 3388 nt
Organism: Octodon degus (degu)
Lineage: Eukaryota; Metazoa; Chordata; Mammalia; Rodentia; Octodontidae
Gene: Prickle1
Product: prickle planar cell polarity protein 1
Exons: 8
Coding region: 337-2862 (841 amino acids)
Molecular function (GO): zinc ion binding
Source: RefSeq, a predicted model, not a curated record
CCUGGAAAGCGGCGGCGCGCUCUGACCCGGAGUGCUCCUCCUGCGGCCGGGAGCCGGGGCCGGGAUCCGCAGGAAGAGAGGCUACUCCCUUUCGGAUUUUAUCCGCGGCCUCUGGUUACCCUUGAAGCUCCCGGCCCGAGCGGAGACCGGAGACUGGUGCUGUCUGCCGACAGGAGGAGGAGGAAGAGCAGGAACAGGAGCGGGCGCGGGACGGCAGUGCCCCCGACGGGCGGCCGGAGCGCAGGGAGCGGAGGACGGGGCGCCCGGCGCAGGCCUUCGGCAGCCUCAACUGGAUGUCCUGUGACUGAGACUCCCCCAGCGCUGCAUUUGAUUACUAUGCCUUUGGAGAUGGAGCCCAAAGUGAGCAAGCUGGCCUUCGGGUGUCAGAGAAGUUCCACCUCGGAUGACGACUCCGGCUGCGCCCUGGAGGAGUACGCGUGGGUCCCCCCAGGCCUCAGACCUGAGCAGAUCCAGCUCUAUUUUGCAUGUUUGCCGGAGGAAAAGGUUCCUUAUGUGAACAGCCCUGGAGAGAAACAUCGGAUUAAACAGCUCUUAUACCAGUUGCCACCGCAUGAUAAUGAGGUGCGGUACUGCCAGUCCUUGAGUGAAGAGGAAAAGAAAGAACUGCAGGUGUUCAGCGCUCAGCGAAAGAAGGAAGCACUUGGAAGGGGGACAAUCAAACUUCUGUCCAGGGCGGUGAUGCACGCUGUGUGUGAGCAGUGCGGCCUGAAGAUAAACGGAGGGGAGGUGGCAGUGUUCGCCUCCCGGGCUGGCCCCGGUGUGUGCUGGCACCCGUCCUGCUUUGUGUGCUUCACGUGCAGCGAGUUGCUGGUCGACCUCAUCUAUUUUUAUCAGGAUGGAAAAAUUCACUGUGGCAGGCACCACGCAGAACUGCUCAAGCCCCGGUGCUCUGCAUGUGAUGAGAUCAUUUUCGCUGACGAGUGCACCGAAGCAGAGGGUCGCCACUGGCACAUGAAGCACUUCUGCUGCCUUGAGUGCGAGACAGCCCUGGGGGGACAGAGGUACAUCAUGAAGGACGGGCGCCCCUUCUGCUGCGGCUGUUUCGAGUCUCUCUAUGCCGAGUACUGUGAAACCUGCGGGGAGCAUAUUGGCGUAGACCACGCACAGAUGACCUACGAUGGGCAGCACUGGCAUGCCACGGAGGCCUGCUUCUCCUGUGCCCAGUGCAAGGCCUCUUUGCUGGGGUGUCCGUUCCUUCCCAAACAAGGGCAGAUCUAUUGCUCCAAAACCUGCAGCCUCGGGGAAGACAUCCACGCCUCUGACUCCUCUGACUCCGCCUUCCAGUCAGCGAGGUCCCGAGACUCCAGAAAAAGCGUCCGCAUGGGCAAGAGCAGCCGGUCGGCUGACCAGUGCAGGCAGUCUCUCCUCCUGUCCCCCGCUCUGAACUACAAGUUCCCCGGCCUCUCAGGCAGUGCUGAUGACACCCUCUCCCGGAAGCUGGACGAUCUCACUCUCUCCAGACAAGGAGCCGGUUUUGCCAAUGAGGAAUUUUGGAAAGGCAGGGUGGAGCAUGAAACCCCAGAAGAACCCGAAGAAUGGGCCGAGCAUGAAGAUUACAUGACACAGCUCCUCCUCAAAUUCGGCGAUAAAAGCCUCUUUCAGCCACAGCCCAGUGAGAUGGACAUCAGGGCGAGCGAGCAUUGGAUAUCUGAUAACAUGGUUAAAAACACCCCGGAGUUAAAGCAAAAUCACCAGAGCCUUGCGAGUAAAAAAUACCAAUCUGAUAUGUACUGGGCUCAGUCACAAGAUGGGCUGGGCGACUCGGCUUACGGCAGCCACCCAGGGCCCGCAAGCAGUAGGAGGUUGCAGGAGCUGGACCUGGACCAUGGUGCUGCGGGAUACAAUCACGACCAGACACAGUGGUAUGAAGACUCCCUGGAGUGCUUGUCAGACCUGAAGCCGGAGCAAAGUGUUCGAGAUUCCAUGGAUUCUCUGGCUUUGUCUAAUAUCACAGGGGCGUCCGUAGAUGGAGAAAGCAAGCCAAGACCGUCCUUGUAUUCCCUACAGAACUUUGAGGAGAUGGAGGCGGAAGACUGCGAGAAAAUGAGCAACAUGGGGACUCUGAACUCCUCCAUGCUGCACCGGAGCGCGGAGUCCCUGAAAAGCCUGAGCUCAGAGCUAUGUCCGGAGAAGAUCCUGCCCGAGGAGAAACCGGUGCAUCUGCCGGUGCUCAGAAGAUCCAAGUCCCAGUCCCGGCCCCAGCAGGUCAAGUUCUCGGACGAUGUCAUCGACCACGGCAGCUACGACGACAUCGAGGUCCGGCAGCCCCCGAUGAGCGAGCGGACGCGCCGCCGGGUCUACCACUUCGAAGAGCGGGGCUCGCGGCCUCACCACCACCGCCGGCGGCGGCGGAGCAGGAAGUCGCGCUCCGACAACGCCCUCAACCUGGUGGCGGAGCGCAAGUACUCGCCCAAGGACAGGCUGCGGCUGUACACGCCCGACAACUACGAGAAGUUCCUCCAGAGCAGGAGCGCCCGCGAGCUGCAGGCCUAUGCCCAGCGCGGCGGCGGCGGCGGCGACCUCUACGGCCGCUACGCGCACGCCACCUCCGACUACGCCCUGCAGAGCCCGGGGGUGAGCCGCUUCCUGGGCCUCUACGGCGAGGGCGACGGCUCCUGGUGCUCCUCGUCCUCCUCCUCCACCUCGUCCUCCUCCGACUCCGAGGAGGAGGGCUAUUUUCUCGGCCAGCCCAUCCCUCAGCCCAGGCCGCAGAGAUUUGCCUACUACGCCGACGACCUUUCUAGCCCCGCUUCCGCGCUCCCCACCCCUCAGUUUGGUCAGAGGACAACUAAAUCCAAGAAGAAAAAAGGACACAAAGGCAAAAACUGUAUUAUUUCCUAAGCGAGUAGUGAUGGAGAGCAUUUGUUUCAGCUUAGCCAUUAACCAUCAGAGUAUUUUUUUCUUCCCUAGGAAAGUUGCUAAGAUAGUUUAAAGUGCUUUCUUUGUCCGUGUAAAUGAGAACCCUACUGCUGUUUACAGUGUCAGAUUCACAUUCGAAAAGGUGUCGUUUCUCCCGUUUACUUACGAAGCCUCCCUGGGGGGCGCCGGGUUAGGGUGACACCUUGUGCCUGUGGCAGGCGCGCUACAGUUUCAUCCAUUGCCCCAGUCUCCAAAGAAACGGACCCGAGGUGAUCAGACAGGGGUGUCACUCUGGAAGGCGAGGAGUGCCGGCCACCUUCGUUGCGCAGUAGUGUCUGUCAGUCACUGCAUAACUUGGGUUGGCCUCGGUCCUGAUCUGGGCCUCUUGCGAGGCAUGCACGUGGCCCCGGUGACCUAGCUGACACUGUGCGUCGUUGCGUGAGGCCAACUUGUCCCCCAUUAGCCCGGUAAACAUUGUAUUAACUCCAGCUACAGAUAGGAAAAAAAA